Odontomachus brunneus is the source of this 1637-nucleotide messenger RNA. RefSeq lists its product as uncharacterized. Bases 83 to 1459 code for a protein of 458 amino acids. Gene Ontology annotation, molecular function: protein dimerization activity. The record is from RefSeq and is a predicted model, not a curated record. NCBI's taxonomy places the organism in Eukaryota, Metazoa, Arthropoda, Insecta, Hymenoptera, Formicidae. The transcript is spliced from 2 exons.
AGUUUCUUUAGAUGCAACAGAUUGUUCCGCAGAAAAAUUAUAUUCUGCGUUUGAACAGUGUUUUAAAAGUAAGAGGAUACCAAUGUCGAAUAUUGUAGGAAUGGCUUCUGAUAAUGCUUCAGUUAUGAUAGGUGAUAAUAAUUCUUUCAAGAGUAGAUUAAAGAAAGAGGUACCGGCCCUCAUUGUAUUAAAGUGUAUAUGCCAUUCCUCAGCUCUUAUCGCAAGUAAAGCUUGUGCAAAAUUGCCGGAUUCUUGUGAAAAUCUUUUACAUGCAGUUGCUACAUAUUUUUCUGGCAGUGCUAAAAGAUCAGCUAUUCUGUAUGAGUUUCAAACAUUUUUUGGAGUAGCAUCAAGAAAAAUUUUGAAAUUAUCAGGUACAAGAUGGUCCGUCUUACAAAAGUGUGUUGAGAGACUUCUCGAUAAUUGGGAAGUUUUGAAACAUUACUUCAACCUGGAAUCUUUUGAACAUAAAAAUAACUCGGCACAUUUAAUUUCUAAUUCUUUAAACAAUAAAAUUAUUAAAGCAUACAUGUUGUUUUUGAAGUAUUCUUUAACUUUUUUUAAUAGUUUUAAUGCUUUGCAUCAGUCGAGACAAAUCUUAAUUUAUAAAAUUGCUGAAAAUUGUGAGCAGUUAAUGAAACAGAUAGGAAAAAAUUUUUUGAUAUGUAAUGUUUUAAAUAAUAUUUCUGAUAAUAUUUUAAAUCCGGAAAACUUUUUACCAGUUAAUUGUAUCAAUGUUGGUUCAGACUGUGAGUCAUUUCUCUUAGCAGAAUGUCCAGAUUUUUAUAUAGAAAUAAAGUCGAAUUGUCUACAAUUUUAUAUUACCGCGAUGCAAGAAAUGCUACAUCGUUUUCCAUACAAUGAUGAAAUCUUGCGCGAAUUAAAAUUUUUAGAUCCCGAAAUAGCUUUGCAUGAGGAAAAUAGAGUCUUAUUUCCAAAUUUAACGAAUGUAGCAAAACGUUUCGGUAUAUCUGAUAUUACGACUUUAUGUAAUGAAUGGCAAAUUUUACCUUCACAAUUUGAUGACGCGAAUAAAAUUGUUUUAGCCAAUUUCGAAAUUCUUGAAAUGUGGAACACUAUUUUUGAGAAAAAAAAUUGUAAUAAUGAACCGUUCUUUCCAAAUUUAGAAAAAUUAGUACAUGGCGUUUUAUCUCUUCCACAUUCUAAUGCUGAAGCAGAGAGGAUUUUUUCCAUCGUCACUGAUGUCAAGAAUAAAAAGAGGAAUUCUAUUAGUAUCACUUCUUUAGACUCAAUUUGCAAAAUACGAUCCAGCUUUCAGACUCAUAAUGUAGAGUGUAGUACUUUCCAAGUUGAUUCUAGACACUUGGAACUGCAUAAUACUAAAAAUUUGUAUUGCGUAGAAAGAAAAGAAUUUAAAAGUUCAAAUAAUACCAAAGAUUUUAAUGAUGAUAAUGAAUAUGAAGAUGACAUUAAUUAUGAAGUAUAUGAUGAAAUAUAGACUAAUAUUUUAUUUUAAUAUUAGCUUUUUUAAUAUUACCAAAAAUACUGAGAUUAACUUCAUAUUGUUACAUAAAAAUUAACAUUUAUUAUUAUAAUAUACUACAGAAAAAAUUUUUUUUACAGAUUUAAAAAUAUUUAAUUAUUUUUAUUUGUCAUGCUGUCAUUGUCUUAUAUAU